AUGCCAUUCUACGACCGUUUAUUCGUUGAAUCUGACAAAACCGAUGCAGUUCUGAUAAUUGGAAAGAUUGAGAAUGAGUCUGAGGAGCCAAUGAAAAAAGUUCCAAAACUGGAAACAGUCAAAAGAUUCUAUGUUAACAAGGCGCUUCUCUCCUACCAUUCCGUCUACUUCAAAGAGCUUUUCGAGGACGAAAGAUCUCCGCCAGAGUAUCUUAUCGAAAAUGUGGAAGUCAGCGAGUUCGCCGGUGUCUUGAGUUUAAUACAUAAUAAACCCAUGUUGAGACUGUAUUACAAAGCUGAAAACCUCGUAGAACUCGCCGAUCGAUUCCAGCUUCCCGCCGCGAAACGCCAUCUGGAGCUGUUCAUAAUGAUGGACACCGAAAUCGAUAAAAAUCGAAAAAUUCUAGUCGCCGACAAGUAUAAACUGAGCGAACUUCUGAAAAUGUCUCUGGAUCUUUUCCGAACUGAAAACGAUUAUAGACGAUACUGCGACUAUUCGAAAAGUUAUCCAGUGAACUUCAAACUUUUCUAUGAUAUCUCGAAUGAGACAAAUGUGAAAUUAUUUCAUAAAUUGAUUGAUAUUCUGUGUUGCCCCUGUCGAAGAACAUGUGAAAUAGAAGAAAAUCGAGACGAAUCUGUUGAAAUUAUCGAUUACGAAACGUUAUUCGCACAAUCGGAGAAAACUGAUACGGUUCUGGUUGUCGACGGAAAAAAGAUGCAUGUUAACAAAGCGAUUCUCUCCUACUAUUCCGACUAUUUCAACACCCUUUUCAAUUCGGAUUUCAAAGAAAAAUCGAUGCAAGAAAUUCCAAUUAAACAGGUGAAAUUCGAGCAUUUCGCCACGUUGUUGAGUCUCGUUUUGGAGAAUCCAAUUGUACCAUCAGAAAGAAACGCCGAGAAGUUACUAGUACUCAGCGAACGAUUCCUGAUGCCUGUUGCGAAACGUCGCCUGGAACUUUUCAUAAUUUCGAGUUCUAAAAACCGCUUGCAAAAGGUUCGAAUCGCUGAAAAGUUCAAAUUGGAGGACCUGAUGGACAAAUCAAUAAGCCUGUUUAUCGAUCGGGAUGAUUUUGGAGAUUUAUUGAAUCGACAAAUCUAUAGAGACUUCUCCGAUGAUACCAAAUACAUGCCUGCUGCAAUCACCGGGAAAUUUGCGAGUUUUGAUCAAUCUGAUGUCGUUUUUCUUAUCGGAAGACAUAGAUUAUAUGGAAAGAAAGAUCUCCUGACCUACCAUUCCACCUAUUUCAAAGAUCUAUUCCAAACAAAUCUCGAUUCGAAAAAAUCUCCAUCAGAAUUUCGAAUCGAUAAUGUCAAAUUCGAUGAAUUCUCCACACUGAUCAGUCUAGUUCAAACGAAUCCUUUGAAAAUCACCGAGAAAAACGCUGAAAACCUGCUGCAACUCGCCGAUCGCUUCGACCUACCGAGUGCUAAAUGCCACGUGGAAUUAUUUUUGAUCACAAGCGAAAAAAAAUCGAUUCGAGAAGCUUCGAAUCGCUGA
Molecule: messenger RNA, 1497 nt
Organism: Caenorhabditis remanei
Lineage: Eukaryota; Metazoa; Nematoda; Chromadorea; Rhabditida; Rhabditidae
Exons: 9
Coding region: 1-1497 (498 amino acids)
Molecular function (GO): protein binding
Source: RefSeq, a predicted model, not a curated record